Lathyrus oleraceus (garden pea) is the source of this 1767-nucleotide messenger RNA. RefSeq lists its product as uncharacterized. The transcript has 3 exons. The record is from RefSeq and is a predicted model, not a curated record. The coding region runs from base 1 to 1767 and encodes 588 amino acids. NCBI's taxonomy places the organism in Eukaryota, Viridiplantae, Streptophyta, Magnoliopsida, Fabales, Fabaceae.
AUGUCACAAUAUCAAGAUACAUCUGCUUCUAAAAAUACUAAGUCUACUCCAAAGUUUAGUGUUCCUCCCAUGGACGUCCCUGAUGAUGAGAUUCUAGAUGUUUCUUCUCUCUCUGUUAUUCCCUCCGCGGACAUUGAUUUGAACCAACCCAUCUCCAUUGAUGCCUCUGCUUCUGCUUGUUCCAAUCAAGGUAAUCCCUCUAGUAUUCCGUCUGGUUCAACUCCUGUCACUAAGUAUAAGGAAGGAACACAUUAUACUGAUCGUGUUAUAAGAUACCUAGUUACUAGAAUUCGUAAUGAAGGCCACUCUGUUAAGGGGGUUUCUACUCCCCUUGCUCAAAUAUAUCCCCCUCCUAAGGUUGAACAACCUAGUGGCAAGGGUGAUGAUUCCUCCAGUUCUGAAAAGGCCUUGGCUGUUGAAGGGUUGCGCUCUCUAGGGCAAACCGUGUCUGACAAAGGGAAAUUUGUGGCCUCUAACACGGCUAAUGCUUCCCACUCUAAGAAGUAUGAUGCUGCAAAUGUUGUGAUUGAUCUAGAGGAUAGUAGCUCUGAUGAUCAAGAGGAAAGCUUGAUACAUUACAUAAAGCCAAGUGUGGUUAAACGCAUGAAGACUCGCAAAGGAAAAUAUAUGGAUGAACUUAUGGUUGAAAUUAAGAAGAGGAAGAUCAGAGAUGAUUCUGAGCCUGAAGAGGAUGUUGAGGAAGAUGUCCCUGACAUCUCGCCUGUACAGAAAACUACUGUUAGGAAGUCUCUUGUUAAAGUACUUGUUGUUCAUUUGGAUAACAUCUCCUUCCAUCUUGAGGAUGGAGCUGCUAAGUGGAAAUUUGUGAUUCAGAGAAGGGUAGUUGUGGAAAGGGAAUUGGGAAAAGAUGUUGCUGAUGUCAAGGAGGUCAUGGACCUGAUACAAGCUGAUGGGCUUUUGAAGACUGUUGUUGGGUUCUCUCAAUGCUAUGAAGGUUUAGUCAAGGAAUUUAUUGUUAAUAUUCCUGAGGAUAUUUUUGAUAAGAACAGCAAGGAGUUCUGCAAGGUGUAUGUGAGGGGUAAGUGUAUAACAUUCUCUCCUACUGUUAUUAAUAAUUUUCUAGGCAUAAAUAAUGAGGGUGCAGGAGAAUUAGAGCUUCCUGUUGGGAAGUUGGCUAUCAAGUAUGCUAUCCUGCAUAAAAUAGGAGCUGCUAACUGGGUCUCUGCCAACCAUAUCUCCACCAUUGCUAAUACUCUUGGGAGGUUUAUUUUUGCUGUUGGGACAAAAGUGAAAUUUGACUAUGGUAGAUAUAUGUUUGAUCAAAUCAUCAAGCAUGCAACUACUGAUGCAGUUAAACUGCCAAUUGCUUUUCCCUCUAUGAUCUAUGGAAUUAUCUUGAACCAACAUCCUGGUAUUCUGUGCUCAAAUGAUUUACCUAGUAGGAGAAAACCAGCUCUGUCUAUGCACUACAAACUCUUUGAAGGCAAUCAUGUCGAGGAUAUUGUCAUGGCAUCUUCCAUGAGGAGGACAGUCUCAAAAGUUGGAGCAAUUGUUGAGCUUAAGGAGACAUGCAAAGAUCUAGGUGAAGGGAUUAGGGUAGCCACAGCUAGAAAACAAUCUUUGGAAACCUUGAUUAAAAGCUUGGAGCAGGCUGAGGGUGAAAAUGUUGAACAUGUUAAUGUCACCCAUGAAGAAGAAGCUGAAGCCCACACCUCUAGUGAGAGGUCUGCUAACAAUGAUGAUGUGAGUGGCAAUUCUGCUUCUUGUGCUGCUGAAGAGACUGCAAACUCAAGCUCUAAUGAGUAG